AUGGAGUCGACGGCUCCCCAAAUACGACCGGAGGAGGAGGAGCAAAUCGAAUGUUGGGAUGAUGAUGAUGAUCUGCAGUUCAUCGAGGGCAUUCAAUCCCGUGCGGCAUCUAGUACAGGAUCGAUGGCCAAUUCUUCAUUCCGGCCAUCAGGACAUCGCGAUUCGAUUUCGUCGCGGCGGUCUGCUCGGUCCGAUCUGGACUCGAAUGUUGGAGACGAAGACUGGCAGGUUCCUUUGCACGAUGAUGAGUUUGCUAAAGAAGAAGCUCUCGCCUCAGCCAAAAACGCAGGGAUCCCGAUCCCCGCCAAUAUACCUAGCUCUGCUCUUCUUGGAGGUGCCAUCAAACGCCUGUCCACUCGAAAGCCCAAGAGGAGCUUUGUAGAUGACUGGUCUGAAGAUGUAGAGCUCCCGGGCCCGGAUGCCAUACUGCAACUCAGAACAGCUCAAGAAGUGACAUUUCCAGAAUCAAUCAGACAGAUAAGCUCAGCAGUUACAAGUCCGGUGAAGUCUACAGCUUCCUCUUCUUGGAAUGAGAACAUCUCAACUCGCCUACAUUCAGCACUGGGAAAUCUAGACCGGUUUCGGGACGAUGACGAUGAUGGCCCUAUCAACUGGGAUGUUCCAACCAUCAAAGCACCCACCCCACGAUCCCCACAGAAGAUUGCUACCAAGGUGACCGGAAGGAACCCAAAUAUGGAACAGGAAGACGAUUUUGAUCAAGACCUCGAGUUGCCGCCGGAUUAUCAACCCUUGAAACUAUCAAAUCGAAAAGAUACCACUGGCAUCUCUAGCCCCGUUCUAGAGGAUUUUGAUCUAGAAUGGUCCGAAGGGAGCAUAGGUGUCCGAGUGGGUGGGACGGCCCGCGAUGGCCGCUCGAUUCCUAGUUCCUCGAUAUCUAUCGCCAGCCCUAGUGUGUCAAGUUGUCUGACCGGGGAAAGUGAAGAGGAUGGUCUGGACGGCCUAGUAUUCCCAGAUGGCCCAUUGGAUUUUACCGCGUCCCUCAAACGACGAGAAGAGGAAACCACCGAGAAUGAUGCCGCAGAAGCCAAGCAAGAAUCGCAGGCUUUGAAGUCGUCGGAGUCGGAUGACUUUUUCUCUGGCAUCGAGGUUGACAACGGGAGAGCUUUCGCAUCCAAGAAACUAACAUUGAACCCCAAUGUGAAACGAAAGACAGAGUGGCCAGCCAGCCCAACAAGGCGGUCUUCAACAACCUUGACCUUCACCACUACCGGUACCGGCGCAGUCAACACAGCAGGCUCCCCCCGGCAGAAUACUCGCAUCCCACGCCUAUCUGGCCAUGACAGGAACCAUUCGACUCAUCUGGAGACCGUUUCAGAAAGUGGUGCUCCAAUAUCUAAAUUCCAAAGACCCCAGUCCCGCCUUGGGCAUUCGUCCCAGUCUUCAAUUUCUAGUAUCCAGUCUGCCAGUGUGGUUUCAACUUCCCCACACCCAAACCCUGCAGGCCGAAGGCUUCUUGGAGCACGAGCUCCCCAAGCCGUUGCUCCCGUGGGCGAUUCCGGUGCUCCUCCCAAACAAUUGCGAACGAAGAGGUCCUUACCUUCCAUUCGUGGCAUUGCAUCCGCUACUUCAGCUCAGGUCCCGCAACGAUUGCCAUCUCAUCCAGAUGGGUUUAUUCGUCCAUCGGUAAACCGACCAAAGACACCAGUGGAGCGCACCAUCGUGGCUGGAAGAACAUCCAGCCGAAGGACACCAGCUCCGCUCAUUCCAGCAGGCGCAUCGGAAAGGCAAUCGCAGCAUGCCAACAUCAAAACAUACCGCCCCCCUCGCCGCCACAACUCUGAUAGCUCCAGUGACCUACUUAGCCCCCAAGGCACCUUCUCUCGAUUUUCGCGAUCAAAUCGACCGGAAUCUUUCCGCCUGAGCCUCGAUGACAGCAAAACGGAGAGUGCUAGCCCAACGGCUAAACGCACACUUACCCGACCAACUCGACGGCGCAAUUUUGGAGAUGGAACCGAGUUAGAAUCCUUUGACGACUUGCCUACGUCUGUCUCAACAGAGAGCAGAUUUACCAAGAACCCUGCCGGCCGCGGUGCCCCCCGAUCAGUGCGCGCCAGACUGAGCCAGAGCCGCAUUAUUCCUCCUGGCGAAUCCCCGACCCAAUCCUCUACACCACCCUCGGCCUCUAAGCCUCUGGCGUCUACGCCACGGUUUGCCCGAGACACGAAUGCCUCCCGGAAUGCGCGAGAGCAGCGGAUCGCAUCCAUGAACCCCCGCAAUCGCGACAUAACCCCACUUGGUUCUUUUAACCCUAAUUGGAAGGCCCACCCCAUCCCUCGGAUAUCCCCAAUUGCCGCGCCGAUUCGCAGCCGCAAAAGUGGAAUCAAACCGCAAUCCAAGCCUCAUCUGAUCAAGCCUAUGGGAUCUGGGGUGCAGGAAUCUAAAUCCGUGAGAGGCAUGCACUAUAACCCCGACACUUAUCGUUGGGAAGGUAAUGAAAACCUUGUGCAGGAGUUUGACGUCGCCACUGCCCCCAAAUCGCCGAAACCCGCUCCAGCUCUUAUCAGUAAUGUAGGUGCUGCGAAUAAUGCUCAGGCGGUCGGUGGGAUGAUUUUUGAUCCACAGCGCAUGUGCUGGCUUCGAGCCACGCCGCUUGCAUCCGGACAGCACGGUGGAAUCGCCCUUGAAGACGAGGACGAUGUUUUUGCAGGCUUAGAUGACUUGGAUGAUAAAACCAUCGGCACCAAACGAGACCCCGAGACCGUGACCGGCUCCACCCCUAAUACCGCCAGGGAUGAUCCGAGUGCAGGCGAAUCUUCCGAUGAAGGGCCCAUCACCGAAGAAUUUGACGUGGGCCCCGAAUUCAUCCGCCGACAAAGAGCCGAGGAAGAGAAAUGGAGGCGGAAAGUCGACAAGUGGAUCGAUUUUGACCGUGGAGGUGAUACUCACUGGCGAUGGGCGAUCCGUGACCUGACUGAUGGUAUGGAGCAUCCCACAGUAUAA
Messenger RNA from Penicillium pulvis, 2961 nucleotides. RefSeq names its product putative cytokinesis regulator (Byr4). Gene Ontology annotation, biological process: regulation of Ras protein signal transduction; mitotic spindle orientation checkpoint signaling. NCBI's taxonomy places the organism in Eukaryota, Fungi, Ascomycota, Eurotiomycetes, Eurotiales, Aspergillaceae. The coding region runs from base 1 to 2961 and encodes 986 amino acids. Gene Ontology annotation, molecular function: GTPase activator activity. The transcript is spliced from 2 exons. The record is from RefSeq and is a predicted model, not a curated record. Gene Ontology annotation, cellular component: SIN/MEN two-component GAP complex; mitotic spindle pole body.